AUGGAUCUCUGCCUCCUUAAAUUCAACGAAAAUAUCCUUUCUGCUGGAACUGGCACUGCUAAAGUUUGUCUGUCUGACUCUUAUCCUGAAGGCGGGAAAGCUUGCUGGAUCGCUGGUUGGGGAUUGAUCGAAGACGGAGGUACUGCAGCUUCGGAUCAGCUUAAAAGUGUUGGAGUCAAUAUCCUCAGCCAAAGCUACUGUCUCCAAAACACCAUCCACAAUUUCUUAUUCGCCGACGACAUCUGUGUGGGCUCUCCAGACACGACAGGCAACAACCUGAUAGACGGUGGCAUCGGCGCUUGCCAAGGUGACUCUGGCGGACCUCUCGUUUGCGACGUCAAUGGUGCAGCGACGUUGAUGGGAGUAACGAGCAGGGGAAACGUUUGUGGCGGAGAAGGUCAGCCUUCUUUGUACACUUCGAUUUCUACCGACGACUGGAUUUCUACGACUAUUGCUGCAAAUCCUUGA
Molecule: messenger RNA, 468 nt
Organism: Oikopleura dioica
Lineage: Eukaryota; Metazoa; Chordata; Appendicularia; Copelata; Oikopleuridae
Source: the annotation of a GenBank genome assembly